Molecule: messenger RNA, 741 nt
Organism: Aspergillus fumigatus Af293
Lineage: Eukaryota; Fungi; Ascomycota; Eurotiomycetes; Eurotiales; Aspergillaceae
Product: pyridoxamine phosphate oxidase family protein
Exons: 2
Coding region: 1-741 (246 amino acids)
Source: RefSeq, a predicted model, not a curated record
AUGGGUAAAUUCUACCCAUCAAUCACCCCAGACCUCCACGACUGGACCCUCCGCCAGAGCGUCUUCUUCGUAGCCUCGGCCCCGCUCCGCGGCAAACACAUCAAUGUCUCACCAAAGGGCCUCCCCAAUGCGUCGUUCGCCAUCCUCGGCCCCAACGAAGCGGCCUACAUCGACGCAACCGGCUCCGGCAGCGAAACCAUCUGCCACCUGCGAGAAAAUGGCCGGAUAACGGUCCUCUUCUGCUCCUUCGACGCUGCGCCGCGCAUCCUGCGCCUCUUCUGUUCUGGCUCGGUGAUAGAGUGGGAUCAGCCCGAGUUCGGGGCCUAUCUCGAACGCAUGGGGAAUAAGAGCGUGCUCGGGGCGAGGGCAAUUAUCCGGCUGGACGUUUAUAAGGUCCAAACCUCCUGCGGGUUCGGGGUCCCGCAACUGGCUCUAAAACUGGACCCGGAGACUCACGAGCCGAAACCGUACCUCAAGGAUCGGGAGACGCUCGGGCAUUUUGUCCGCAAGUCGGUGGAGAAGGGUCAGCUCCGCUCAUAUCAGCGGGAGUGGAAUGCCAGCAGUUUGGAUGGGUUGCCGGGGCUUUGGUCUGCGAUCAGGGAUGAUGGGGGGUACGUGUGGGUGGGACGAGUGCGGAAUUGGUUGCGGCGCCAUGAAGACGAGAUUGACGUGGUGAAGACGUCGUUGCUGUGUUUUCUCCUUGCUAUGACUGUUCUUCGAUGGAUGGGCUACGAGGUAUAG